Molecule: messenger RNA, 763 nt
Organism: Aspergillus glaucus CBS 516.65
Lineage: Eukaryota; Fungi; Ascomycota; Eurotiomycetes; Eurotiales; Aspergillaceae
Exons: 1
Coding region: 65-520 (151 amino acids)
Source: RefSeq, a predicted model, not a curated record
CAACCUCCAUCUAACCACCACCAACCAAUCAAUCCUGAAUACUUUCAACAAAAGAAAGAAAAAAAUGACAACAAUCCCAACAGGCCACACAGGCCCCUUCUCCGAAUCCAACUCCUACGGCGAACCCCCAUCACCUCCCUCCAACUCCCAAGACCACAACCACAACCACGCCCCCCAAGACGCAAUCCAAUCCCAUACGCUCCUCCUCCCCACCGGCCAAACAGUCAUAAACAGCCGACGAGACCCCGAAACCACCUCAUCCACAACCCCAUCCACAGCUGUGUCUACAUCUACAAUCCCAUCUAAAUCCACAUCUACAGAUUCCACUAAUACUAACGGAGAAGCUAGACCAAGAACCAGUGGUAGUGUGUCGAGUCACCAGGAAUGGAGCGAGCAGGAUCGCGAGAAGGAGGUUUAUAGGCAGUUGUUGACGGUGGAGAGGGAGAGGGAUCGGGCUAGAGGACGGGGGAGUGGGAGGAUGGGGGCUAUGGAGUUUACGGAGGUUUUGCAGGGGAGGUAGACUGUUUGCGGAGUGGAGCAGAUAUACGGGGAUUCGGGGUUGUGUUGUAUGGGUAUGACCUUGAUAUAAAUAUGAUGAGAUGUGAAAAAACUUCAAUUUAUUGUCAUUCUAUUCUGUCCGUGGACGGAGUACUGGUAGUACAUGUAGGCAGUUGGGCAGGUUUAGGGCCAGGAUGAGCUCCCUGGUAACUUUAGGCAGGGUAGGGCCUGCUGAAUUGACAUGCUGCCAGCGUUGGGCUGAGUG